GCGGUUCCGCAGGUGGCAGCGGUGGCCCAGUCCUGAGCGCCCCGCCAUGGCCCGCGCCCCCGGGCCGCUCCGCCUGGCACUGCUGCUGCUCGGGACGGUGGGCAGGGCAGGCCCCCGCCCCCAGGGUGCCACUGUGUCCCUCUCCGAGACAGUGCAGAAAUGGCGAGAAUAUCGACGCCAGUGCCAGCGCUUCCUGAUUGAGGCUCCACCCCCAGCCACAGGCCUGUUCUGCAACCGGACCUUCGAUGACUAUGCCUGCUGGCCGGACGGGCCACCUGGCUCCUUCGUGAAUAUCAGCUGUCCCUGGUACCUGCCCUGGGCCGACAGUGUGCUGCAGGGUCACGUGUACCGGUUCUGCACAGCUGAUGGCCUGUGGCUGCACAAGGACAACUCCAGCCUGCCCUGGAGGGAUGUGUCAGAGUGUGAGGAGUCCAAGCGAGGGGAGAGAAGCCCCCUGGAGGACCAGCUGCUGUCCCUUUACAUCAUCUACACAGUGGGCUACGCGCUCUCCUUCUCUGCCCUUGUCAUCGCCUCAGCCAUCCUCCUCGGCUUCAGACACCUGCACUGCACCCGGAACUACAUCCACCUGAACCUGUUUGCGUCCUUCAUCCUCCGAGCACUGUCCGUCUUCGUGAAGGACGCGGCCCUCAAGUGGAUGUACAGCACGGCUGCCCAGCAGCACCAGUGGGACGGGCUCCUCUCCUAUCAGGACUCUCUGGGCUGCCGCCUGGUGUUCCUGCUCAUGCAGUACUGCGUGGCGGCCAAUUACUACUGGCUCCUGGUGGAGGGCGUGUACCUGUACACGCUGCUGGCCGUCUCAGUCUUCUCGGAGCAGCGCGUCUUCAGGCUCUACCUGAGCAUAGGCUGGGGUGUUCCCCUGCUGUUUGUCAUCCCCUGGGGCAUUGUCAAGUACCUCUAUGAGGAUGAGGGCUGCUGGACCAGGAACUCAAACAUGAAUUACUGGCUCAUUAUCCGGCUGCCCAUUCUCUUCGCCAUUGGGGUGAACUUCCUCAUCUUUGUCCGAGUCAUCUGCAUUGUGGUAUCCAAACUGAAAGCCAAUCUCAUGUGCAAGACAGACAUCAAGUGCAGACUUGCCAAGUCCACGCUGACGCUCAUCCCCCUGCUGGGGACCCAUGAGGUCAUCUUUGCCUUUGUGAUGGACGAGCACGCCCGGGGGACGCUGCGUUUCAUCAAGCUGCUCACAGAGCUCUCCUUCACCUCCUUCCAGGGGCUGAUGGUGGCUGUCUUGUACUGCUUUGUCAACAGUGAGGUCCAGAUGGAGUUUCGGAAGAGCUGGGAGCGCUGGCGUCUUGAGCACUUGCACAUGCAGAGGGACAGCAGCAUGAAGCCCCUCAAGUGUCCCACCAGCAGCCUGAGCAGUGGGGGCACGGUGGGGAGCAGCAUGUACGCAGCUACCUGCCAGGCCUCCUGCAGCUGAACCUCCAGCACCCACCCGCCUGUGGUCCCACUGCAGGCGGGCUGGGAGGCCAUCCCAGGUUGGGGAGACCCUCCUGGGGUCGGGGAAAGGAGGAACACACACACAUACAUCCCUGCUUCCCCUUCCCCAACC
This is a messenger RNA of Phyllostomus hastatus (greater spear-nosed bat), 1570 nucleotides long. It is a transcript of the gene GLP1R, whose product is annotated as glucagon like peptide 1 receptor. Gene Ontology annotation, cellular component: plasma membrane. The record is from RefSeq and is a predicted model, not a curated record. Gene Ontology annotation, molecular function: peptide hormone binding; glucagon receptor activity. NCBI's taxonomy places the organism in Eukaryota, Metazoa, Chordata, Mammalia, Chiroptera, Phyllostomidae. Bases 47 to 1438 code for a protein of 463 amino acids. Gene Ontology annotation, biological process: cell surface receptor signaling pathway; adenylate cyclase-activating G protein-coupled receptor signaling pathway. The transcript is spliced from 13 exons.